This is a messenger RNA of Filobasidium floriforme, 1386 nucleotides long. RefSeq lists its product as uncharacterized. The transcript has 5 exons. NCBI's taxonomy places the organism in Eukaryota, Fungi, Basidiomycota, Tremellomycetes, Filobasidiales, Filobasidiaceae. Bases 1 to 1386 code for a protein of 461 amino acids. The record is from RefSeq and is a predicted model, not a curated record.
AUGCAGCAUGCCUACCCACCUGGCAUGAACCCCAAUCUGCCUUAUGUCGGAGGUGGGCCAGGCGGGAUGGCGGGAAGCAUGGUCGGCGGGGCUUUCCAUCCUGGACGAGCAUACGAAUCGUUGGGGUACGACUAUCAACUCCCCAAUCGAGGCUAUGCUGCCGAAAACUCUUGGUCCGGCUGGGACCUCGCUCAAGCUCAAUACGGAGGCAGGGACCCCGGGUUCGACAGAGGGUGGUUCGAUGGGAUCAUCGGGAGCGUCUCGUCCUUUUUCUCGAGUAGGAGGAUGAGGUACGACGACGCCAAAGAGGCUCAUAGGAGGAUCUACCACUACAAAGAGUACCAGACCAGCGGGUUCGAGGAUAUCUCGUCAAGGGUGCUCGGAGGCGCUGCGGCAUUCCAGGCGUUUCUGAUCUGGGACAAGGAACACUUUAGCGUCUAUCACGAGAGACCUUCUCAGGAGAAUCGCGAGAGGCUGAUCAGUCUCGCCGUCGGAGAACUGUACUCUCUUUACGAACGCCUCGGACUCCUUCCUACCACUAGGACCGCCACUCACACCCUUCGACUCAACGAAUCCGCCGAAGCGGCCGCUGCGACCGCCAAGUACUUGUACGAUCGUCACUACGACCCGGACGAGGGUGUCUACUCGAGAUAUGCUUCCGACGGAGGUAGCGGGAUGCGACACCGAAGGAGCGGAAGUUUCGCCGGAGGAGACGCCGAGUACGGACGUCCGAGGCGUAGCCAUCGUAGGCAUGGUAGUGAUUCGGGCAGGGAGUCCGACAGGGAGAGGGAGAGGGAAGAGAUGAUGCGGAGGGAUCAGAUGAGCCAGAUGAGCGGAGGCGGUAUGCCCGGAAUGAUGGGGAUGGGAGGGGGGAUGGGCAUGGGUAUGGGCUCUCCUUACGGGAUGCGAGCACCCAUGUCAGCUCCUGCGGGUAUGAUGAACCCUAUGAUGGGAGGUAAUCCCAUGGGGGCGAUGAUGGGUAACCCGAUGGCCAACUCGAUGAUGCAUGGUGGGAACAACAUGGCGAUGAUGCAGCAACAGAUGCAGAACCCGAUGAUGAUGCAGGGUGGAGGACAACAGCUCGAGAACAUGAUGAUGGGACAGAACGCUGCUGUUCACGGUCAAGCCUUCCCCGGGAUGACUCCCGAAUACGCUCAUCGUAUGGAAGGCGAGGGACCUGUCCCGGGCACCCGGAGCUAUUACGACAUGAUGACCAUGCAAAACGGCAUGGGAGGUGGCAUGGGCAACAUGAUGGGAAACGGUAUGGGAAUGGGAAUGGGAUAUGGAGGCCAAGGUUAUGGAGGACAAGGGUACGGCGGUCAAGGAAUGGCCGGGAUGAUGCAAGGCGGAUACGGCACGCCAAGGAGUUGGUACGGCAGGCAAUGA